AUGGACGCCUUAGCGACCAGGAGCCCGACCCAGAAAGCUUCACAAGGAUGCAGCAUUGAUCCAAAGGCAGCUGUUGAGCUGGAGCAGAUCUGCUGUUCCCAUUCAGAGCUUGCUGAAACUGCUGAGUUCAGUGUAACAAUGUCUUUGGGGCACUUAGCCAAGGGAGCCAGCCUAGAUGACCUUAUUGAUACUUGUAUUCAUUCUUUUGAUUCAGAAGGAAAGCUAUGUAAAAACUACCAGCUGCUGAAGGUAACAUUGACGAUGCACCGACUUAUCAUCUCCUCCACUGAGAUGCUGCGAAAACUAAUAGAUUUAUAUCUGGAUGCUUUGGAAAAUAAUUAUUCUCUGCUUUGCCAUAAGAUAUGUUACCUUGUAAGGUAUUGGGUAAGAGAAUUCUGGGUCAUGUUCAAAACAGAUACCAGCCUUACAAACACAAUGGAGGAAUUUCAGGAAUUGGUGAAAGCUAAUGGUGAGGAGUUACACUGUCGCCUAAUUGACACAUCUCAAAUAAACGCUCGAGAUUGGUCCAGAAAGAUCACACAGCGGAUAAAAUCCAACAGCAGUAAGAAACGAAAAGUUUCACUGCUCUUCGAUCAUUUGGAACCGGAGGAGUUGUCAGAUCACCUUACCUACCUUGAAUUCAAGUCCUUCCGACGAAUAUCAUUUUCAGAUUAUCAGAACUACAUCAUGAACGGCUGUGUGAAGGACAAUCCAACAAUGGAACGCUCGAUUGCUCUUUGUAAUGGUAUUUCCCAGUGGGUACAAUUAAUGGUACUCAAUAGACCAACACCACAGCUUCGAGCGGAAGUAUUCAUCAAAUUCAUUCAUGUGGCCCAGAAACUUCACCAGUUGCAGAAUUUCAACACAUUAAUGGCUGUGAUAGGUGGUCUUUGUCAUAGCUCGAUCUCUAGACUUAAAGAAACAAGUUCUCAUGUUCCUCAUGACAUUCAUAAGGUGUUCAAUGAAAUGACAGAACUUCUGUCGUCCUGUAGGAACUAUGAUAAUUAUCGGCGUACAUACAAUGAGUGCAGUAACUUUAAGAUCCCCAUCCUUGGAGUACAUUUGAAAGACUUGAUCUCCCUUUAUGAGGCCAUGCCAGAUUACUUGGAAGAGAAAAAAGUUAAUAUACAUAAAUUGUAUUCGUUGUACAAUCAUGUCAAUGAACUGAUACAACUUCAAGAGAUUGGGCCUCCCCUGGAGGCUAACAAGGAUCUUGUUCAUCUCCUCACACUGUCACUUGAUCUUUAUUAUACAGAAGAUGAAAUUUAUGAACUUUCAUAUGCACGAGAGCCAAGAAAUCAUCGGGCUGCACCUUUGACGCCUUGUAAACCACCAGUAGUAGCAGACUGGGCCUCCGGUGUAGCUCCUAAACCUGACCCAAAGAUCAUUAGUAAGCACGUUCAGAGAAUGGUCGACUCAGUUUUCAAGAAUUAUGACCAUGACCAAGAUGGAUACAUUUGUCAGGAAGAAUUUGAGAAGAUUGCAGCGAGCUUUCCUUUUUCCUUUUGCAUAAUGGACAAGGACAGGGAAGGUCUGAUUAGCAGGGAUGAAAUAACAGCUUACUUCAUGAGGGCCAGCUCAAUCUAUUCUAAAUUAGGCCUUGGCUUUGCCCACAACUUCCAGGAGACCACUUACCUAAAGCCUACAUUCUGCGACAAUUGUGCUGGAUUUCUUUGGGGAGUUAUUAAACAAGGAUAUAGGUGCAAAGACUGUGGCUUGAACUGUCACAAGCAAUGCAAAGAUCUGGUUGUAUUUGAAUGUAAGAGAAGACCCAAAUCUACAGUUGUGGAUAACAGCCCUGCAUCAGCCCUUGCAUCUAGCCUCUGUCCCAUGGGACUCAAAGAGCACAUGCAUGGGCUGGAGGAAGGAGGAUUUCCAUUUCCUAAUGGAGAAGUGAUUGAGCACAAUGAUGGGAGCAAAGACAGAACUAUUAUGCUUAUGGGUGUGUCUGCUCAAAAGAUCUCUGUAAGGCUAAAGCCAUCUGUGGUACACAAGAGCACACAGACUGACCUAAUGCUGGCAUAUGGUGAUGGGCUCUCUAGGCGACAAAGCGAGCCAGAAACGCUACCUGAAAACAGCCUACUCCAGCCUGCUCCUUUGCUCCAGCCUACACCUCUGUCUCCAUGUCCAAGCCCUGUUCUUAGCCGUAAAAAGGCUUAUGUGAAAUGGGAAAACAAGGACUGCAGUCAAAAAGCAAAGGGAGAACCAUGUCCUCUAAAAUCCACAUGCCAGGGACCAUGUCCUGCAAAGCCUACAUACCAGGAACUAGAGCAGGAAAGAAAUAUUCUUACAACAGAGAAUGAGGCUUUAAAACUGCGACUUAAACAGGCACAUAAGAAAAUUGAAUUUCUCAGCAUUCGAAGAAACCAUAUAUUGGACAGCAGGGAACAUGGAGACUACCUUUAG
Messenger RNA from Elgaria multicarinata webbii, 2406 nucleotides. It is a transcript of the gene RASGRP1, whose product is annotated as RAS guanyl releasing protein 1. The coding region runs from base 1 to 2406 and encodes 801 amino acids. Lineage: Eukaryota; Metazoa; Chordata; Lepidosauria; Squamata; Anguidae. Gene Ontology annotation, molecular function: calcium ion binding; guanyl-nucleotide exchange factor activity. Gene Ontology annotation, biological process: Ras protein signal transduction; positive regulation of GTPase activity. The transcript is spliced from 17 exons. Gene Ontology annotation, cellular component: plasma membrane. The record is from RefSeq and is a predicted model, not a curated record.